CGCUAGGUGCCUCUCUGUAGAAUGCAGCACAGUGCUGGAGCUCUCGCUGAAUAUGGAUGAGAAGGAAAGCAGAGGGUGAUGCAGUAGGAAGAUUCCCCCCGUCAGUCUGCCUCUGCCUGAACAAUACAAGCUUCUCCGCUUCAAACAUACACGCGCACAUAUACACACACGCAUAUACCCACAAACACAGCAAUUGCAUUGCCAUCACACACAAUCAGAGAAAGAGAGAGAGGGAUAUAGUGAGAAAGAUAGAGAGAGACGGGGGCUGACUGCGGGUAUGGAGGGGAGGAUGCGCUGACGUUGUCCCCCUCUCGGAUACGAACCUGGGGAAAAAGGUUGACUGGCCACAUUCCUUGACGGCGGCAGAGCUCCUAUGAUCAGCCUGCGGUCGGGCAUCGCUCACUGGUACAGCCUCUCAGCGUCCAUGGCUAUCUGAACCCCACCUCCAGCACAGUACAGCAGAAUGGAGGAGGGUGAAUAUUUCCUGAAGGUGUUGAUUCCCAGCUACGCUGCUGGUUCGAUCAUUGGUAAAGGAGGCCAGACCAUCGUUCAGCUUCAGAAAGAGACUGGAGCAACCAUCAAACUAUCAAAAUCUAAAGACUUCUACCCAGGUACGACAGAGCGCGUUUGUUUGAUUCAGGGUACAGUAGAAGCACUGAAUGGAGUCCAUAACUUCAUCGCUGAAAAGGUCCGGGAGAUGCCUCAAAGCAGUCAAAAGACUGAGCCGGUCAGCAUUCUCCAGCCACAGACCACUGUGAACCCAGAUCGAGUUAAACAGGCUAAACUGAUCGUGCCCAACAGCACAGCGGGGCUCAUCAUCGGUAAGGGUGGGGCUACAGUUAAAGCUGUGAUGGAGCAAUCGGGAGCCUGGGUACAGCUUUCUCAGAAGCCUGAGGGCAUCAAUCUGCAGGAGCGUGUCGUGACUGUGAGCGGUGAGCCGGAGCAGAACCGCAAGGCUGUGGAGAUCAUCGUUCAGAAGAUCCAGGAGGACCCACAGAGCAGUAGCUGUCUCAAUAUCAGUUACUCUAACAUAACCGGCCCCGUGGCCAAUUCCAACCCUACUGGUUCCCCCUUUGCCAACUCUACGGAGGUCUUACCCAAUUCCGCAGCAGCGGCUACAGCCUCCACGCUGCUCGGCCAGGCAGGCCUUGCAGGAAUGGGCGGGUUUCCUACCGCUAUGUCUAGUCUUUCCGGUAAUGAUCUACUCACCAUUACGUCCGCCCUGAACACUCUGGCCAGUUAUGGCUACAACACCAAUACAUUGGGCCUAGGCCUCAACCCGGCCGCAGCGUCUGGAGUUCUUGCUGCCGUUGCAGCUAGUGCCAAUCCUGCGGCAGCGGCUGCAGCCAACCUGCUUGCCACAUAUGCCAGUGAAGCCUCUGGGGGCGGUCAUCCUGCACCAAGCUUAGGGGGGUUCUCACUGGGUUCUCUAGCAGCCGCCACAGGGGCAUCUAAUGGUUACCUGAAUCCUUCAUCCCAACUGAUGGCAUCCUCUCUGUUAGGCACAGAGAAGCUGGCAGAAGGUGGAAAGGAAGUGGUUGAGAUCGCUGUCCCGGAGAACUUGGUUGGUGCCAUUUUGGGGAAAGGCGGCAAGACUCUGGUAGAGUAUCAGGAGCUGACAGGUGCAAGAAUUCAGAUAUCCAAGAAGGGAGAGUUCAUUCCAGGCACACGCAAUCGCAAGGUGACUAUCACAGGGUCACCAGCCGCAACACAGGCCGCUCAGUAUCUCAUCAGCCAGCGAAUCACAUACGAGCAAGGCGUCCGUGCCACCAAUCCUCAGAAGGUGGGCUAGAGAUGUACAGGAGCGGGGAGGGGAACAACAAAAAUGGGAACCGAAGAAAAAAGAGAGAAUUGAACAGAUGACUGGACGAAUGAGGGAGAGGAAGAAUGGGAUGGGUCGGGGCUAAAGCAUGUCCAAAUAUCUCAACUCAAAAUAAGGACAAAAACAAAACAAAUGAAAAACAUCAUGAAGGAACUGUGAAUAGAUUACCUGUUUGGGGAGAAAUGUGAUAUUUUGUGAUUGAAAUUUUGCUGUAUUUUUAAAGUUGUGUAGGUCCGAAUAUUGUGCCCUGGGGCACUUGGAGGAGGAGGAGCUAAAACCUCACUUCCUCUCUUAGCUGGGGUCUUUUGGAUUCUAUUUUCAUUUUUUGCUUCCACCCUCAUAGUUUAGUUCAUGACUUAUCCACACCCCGAGCAAAGAGAUUAAGGUUUAAAGUGGUCCCUAUUUAGAUAUUUAAUAAUAUUAAAUUCACAGCUAUAGUGCAGGUCUGAAUCAAAAAGGUCAUCUUGAUGGCUCACAUACUUAGAAGAUACUGAUGAGACAUUGUACUAACUCUUGAAUUUCCCCUUAUUGUUUUCAACCAAGGCUUACUCUGAAACACCUGCUUAAUCCUUUUGACAUGCAUUACAUUACUGGAUCUCUGUGAUUAUUCUUCAUUAUGGUUGGAUCACACACAUUCACACUCAGUCACUUCUAGACUUACUUAAACCUGUGAUUCCAGGUUGACCUGAAUGUAUAAAGACUUCCUGAUAUUGUUGGUUUUUUAUAUGUACAUAUAGUAUCAAACUGAGAUGCUGUUGAGAGUAGAUACCUUAACUUCAGCCACAGACAUAGAAGCAUACAUCAAAAGUCAGACACGCGGCAUUAGAGAAAAGGAAUGUAAAACAUACAUCACACACCUAUACAUCUAUACAUACAAUUUACUUGCAAGUGUAGUUUAGUCACAGGAUCCCACUUUGGUGCUAUAAGAAAACACAAAAGAUCAAACUCUGAAAAAAAUUUGUUAUCAUAUCUACUGAUUUUAGAAAUGAUGGGUGAGCCUUCGUCAAUUAUUAGGGGGCGUUUUGUGAUUUACUCAUGAGACUAACAAUAAGUGGAUAUUCGAAAGAUCCCGCCAGAGCAGAGGCAAAACAGAACAACCUUAAACGCAUCUGCAUUGCCUCGGUAACUUUUAUCUCUUACUACAAAAAACUUUUGGACACACUACCAAGGAGCUUAAGUCCUUAGAAUCCUGAACUUGAAAAAAGAAUCUGACCUGUUUAGACAGAUGUACCUCUUAACUCCUCCUCUUCCUAUGAUUGGAGGAGCCAGGCAAUGUCUGUGCCUGUUUUGUUUUGAAAGGAGCUCAGGUUGUCAUACCUCAUGUUUGAGAACGGAGAAAGAUUUCCAGUUUGUAUGCAGUGCAGCAAAGUCUUGGGUGCAUUACAAAUGUCACCUCGUUCAUGUCACGGUUGAACCCUGUUUGCGCCAGGCUGGCAGCAGAGGUGCAGUUGAGGCAGUGAACGAGAGACUGAAAUGACAUACAGCUUUUGUAACCCGUUCGAACCCAUUCGAAGGCCAGUGGAUGCCACUCCAAUGACUGUCUACCUUCAGCCUUCUUCUGUAAAGCAGUGUUACUGCAAGGCGAACAUAUCUUACAUCUGCUUCCUUUGACAAACCAAACGUCUAACAGCAUCGAGACUGAAGGCCAGAAACACAGCUCCUUCUACCCCGUGUCUGGAGACUUUUAGUUUUGACUGCUCAACAGGCCAUCAGUUGCACAGAAAGGUUUUAUUAAUUCCACACCGCAUCACAGCGUUUGCUGCUAACAGCAUUUUUGGUCUUGCCAGCAUUUCUCUCUUGCAUGGGGAGUGAGCGGGAGGUCCCUUACAGGGCGAGCGGUCGCCUUUGAACCACACUGUGAAUCCAGCGGGCUGACGCCAUCGCAACUAUGGAAUGUACUGUACAUAUUUCACACCAUCGAGGGCGAGCCCAUUACGACACGGCGUGACGGAAGAAAGCAAUGAAACUGAACGAGCACAAGAACGCGGGCCCGAGCGUCUACCUGUAGUUUACCUUGCUCUUUCGCGAAUACGGAGGUCGCAGAGGGUCAGAUUCCCCCGCAGCACCCGGGCCUGUCAUUAAUUAGCAGAUCUCCAUUUGAACCUUGGACUUCUAUAUAUAACAACACCGCACAGCCCAAUCUACUGCUGACCUACAUACACACUCUAAAAGACAUUCAUCAUCUCCCUCCAACUACCAGCCCUCUAAUCUGCUCCGUGAGGGGGGAGCGGAAACGUAAAAAAAAGGAGGGAAGAGAGAGAGAGAGAUCGAGAUUGAGAGGGGGAGAGAGCAACCUAUUUAUAUCCAUUGCAUAAUUGUGGGGAAUGUUACCACUAACAGUAUUUUUGCAUCUCUUAUGGUUGCUGUUUUCAAGUUUAACAUGCCAUACACUUUACUGUAUUUAAUUACCAGCCAUAGAAUAUCAGGUUCUCAAAGUAAUAGCUGUUCAAUAACGUUUGGAGAUCAGACUACGUACCUGAUUUCAGAAGCACAAGCACUACAGUCGGUGCAACAAUAUGAGGGUAACACGACUAUUAACUAUUAAGGGUGACGUAAUAUAUAUUUGGAAAACUACAAUUAUGUACGCUUAAAAUAAGCUUGAUGUUUAGAGAACUAUACGCUCAUGACAUUAGGGUUAAGUGUCUCUCGCUCUCUAGUCUCUUGUUCUCUCUCUAUCUUUGCACUACCUCUUUUUCUUUCUCUAUCUGUCCCCUUAUGUCUCCCACUUCUGUCUUUUCUGCUCUUCCAGCGUUUCGCAUCGAGCCUUUGUGUAGUCUCGUUCUCCUUUCACUUUCUUCCUCUCCAGGCAGCCGAGGAUGUGUUGCGUGUGUGUAUUGUGGAGGUCUGCGUGUACCUGCGGGUUUGAUGGGUAUGAUGCCCUGCGUGGUGAACGCUGUACCUCGGGACUAGCACGCCACAUAGUCAAACAUUAAUACUCAUGAUCAGAUUCUCAUGCUCUCUGAAGUUCUGCCUGAAGAUGACUCUGAAUUCUACCUUAAACUAGUUAGAACAGGGAAUCUGUGCUCUGAGAUAAGUGUGAGAGGUGUGUGAACCCAGAAGAAGGAACUCUGGGUAAAAAAACGAAACGUUCAAAAAGAACAAAAAACAAACAAACAAAAAAAACAAUAACAUAUAAGGGAGAUGGAUGUAAUAGCCGCAACUCAACCUGAAACGAUGAUGUCAUCGUUUGUACUCUCUCCUAUCUCUCUGAGAACUAUCUAAGCUCAUCUCUGCAUUUUCAUUCAUUUUUUUAAAAAUGAAACUGUGGAAUCCGUCGCGUCUCAUGUUCUUUGUGUAAUUUGAUGUAGUUCCUCUAGUUUGUGGUCUAAAUGCAGUCUUGCGCUGUUGGUUUCAGUGUGUGAUUAUCCGUUAUACUCGUGUGGAUGAUGAAAGUGCCAAUCAAGCCUGGUUAAGAUUAGCUUUGCGAUUUGUUUGUGCAUUAGAGUUGCUCUCUUUGGAGUGCUGGUGUCCAUAUCUACGUCACUGAUAAUUUUAGAUCGACUUAAAAUGUAAAGAACUAUUGGAAGCAAUAUUGUAGCAUGUUGUCAAGUUUUGUGUUUUGUUAUGUCCGUUGUAUGAGCCUUUGGAUUUACUACAAAUUUUGAAUGAAUAGGUUUACAUGUACUUUUUGUAAUACCGUAAGUUGAAAAAAAAACGAAAAAAUGCUGCUAUUUGAUAAGUGAAAUAUACAGAAAUAUUUUAGUUGAAAAAAUGUCUGGUCCGUCGAUUAGGAUUGUGCUCGUUUUUGACAGGGGUAUAAACGAGGUGUAUCAAUAUUAAUUACAUAGACGCAGUAAUAAUAGUCAACCUGUGCCAAACUAGACCUUUCACAGCUUCUCAACAUGUACUGUAGGUGUGUGAAACAUUUAAUAUCAAUAACUUAUUUAGAAGCAUCGAACAAGUGCCAAUCGAUCAGUAUCUUUUAGUGCCAAUCGAUCAGUAUCUUUUAGAUCCAAUCUUGAAAAGAUAAUCAAUGAAGGAAAAAAAAGACGACAUAGCGCAAUGUUAGAAUUCUUUUACCCCAUAGCUGCAUAGACUAAGAGAAGCAUUGUUUUAUGCAUCCAUAUGGUUUUGAUACACUCAGUAGAAGCAUCCUGUGCAUUCGUUUGACCUGUGGCUUCCGCACUGCUUUUAAGUCAUGUUGUCUUUGUAGGUCGGCAUGGAGUAGGCAUACACACGUUAUACACGUUAUUAAGCAUUCAUAACACGGCCAUUUAUGAAAGUGUGUUUUGUGGAUUUAGGUGUUAUCUUUUUGCACGUCUCUAUUGCAUGAUAUCCAAGUGAAUUAUUGAGGGGUGGGAAAUCAAAACAAACAGACAAGCAUUAAAAAAACAAGAAGUAAAUCGUUCUGUGUCUUAUGUCGCUCUGAGACACAGUUCUGCAUGUGUCACAAACGGAGCACUCUUUCUUUUUUCUAACUGCAUUUUGUUUCUCCUAUGGUUUUUACUGCUUAUGUUUUUCUCGGUCGGAUGGGUGUGGCUUUCGAAAGGCCAGCACACGUAGGCCUAAGAACUGCAGUGUAACCAUGGGAACUGGAGUCAAUCAGGAAUUUAUGAAAGCGAAAGGAUUCCGGUUCACGACAGCGAAACCCAUACGUGCGAGACAUCUCUCGGCCUCUAAUUUCAGGGGAAAUACCCAUGCAUGGAAACGUCAUUUGAGUUUGGUCACGUUCGGUCAUGUGAAGAACUGCAUUCAUUGGUUUCAGACUUCUCUAGUUUCUCAGCUUGAUUCUCCUAACCCCACAUGUAAUUUAUGAAUGUAUUUACAUUUGCAUAAACUGAAACAAAAUGUUAUUUCAAUGUUAAAUGUCUUUUAGGUGUGACGUUUACGGCGGAGGUUGUGAAGUUCAUGUAGCUCAAUCAUAUCUGUCAGUGUUAGGAAGGCCCAGAGCCACAUUAGCACCCAAAUUCAUUUCUCUCCUCCAGACUGCUGAUGCAUCAAAUGCACUUUACUGAGCAUUAGGUCCCAUCACAAACACACACACAGUGUAACCUUCUACUGGAUGCAAAACUGAACCAAGCAACCUGUUUUUAACAUGGAAAACUUUGACAGAUAUAUUGUUGUUUUUCUUGUUGUUGUGUUUUUAUGAUUUGCAUUCUUUGGUGUUUGUAAAUGAGUUGUAAUUUUUUAAAGUGUCUUUAUUUUUGUAUUUUUCUUCAUUUCGGGGAGGAGAGGUUAGAAGGAGAGUGUAUGAUAAGUGUCUUGCAUUCCACUGUCUCUCCUGUAAACAUUCCCUGGUGUGUGUGUGUGUGUGUGUGUGUGUGUGUGUGUGUGUGCGUGCGUGUGUGUUUAUGUGUUUGCGAGAGAGAGAGAGAGCGUGAAUGGAAAACGUUUGCAUGGAUGUGUGUUUGUGAGUGUCUAGGAACAUGCAGACACUAUUGUUAGCAUUGUAAUUGCCAACUGUGUGAAGCUGAACUGCUUAGGAAAUGAAAGGUGUUAUUUUUGAUUUUCAAAACUGUACGUUCUGUUCGGUUUAGAGGAAUGGAAAAUAAAUUGCAGA
Messenger RNA from Triplophysa dalaica, 7322 nucleotides. It is a transcript of the gene nova1, whose product is annotated as NOVA alternative splicing regulator 1. The record is from RefSeq and is a predicted model, not a curated record. The transcript is spliced from 4 exons. NCBI's taxonomy places the organism in Eukaryota, Metazoa, Chordata, Actinopteri, Cypriniformes, Nemacheilidae. Gene Ontology annotation, cellular component: cytoplasm; nucleus. Gene Ontology annotation, molecular function: mRNA binding. Bases 464 to 1792 code for a protein of 442 amino acids. Gene Ontology annotation, biological process: mRNA splicing, via spliceosome; regulation of alternative mRNA splicing, via spliceosome.